Molecule: messenger RNA, 966 nt
Organism: Gaeumannomyces tritici R3-111a-1
Lineage: Eukaryota; Fungi; Ascomycota; Sordariomycetes; Magnaporthales; Magnaporthaceae
Exons: 2
Coding region: 1-966 (321 amino acids)
Source: RefSeq, a predicted model, not a curated record
AUGGGCGGGAGCCAAUCCUCCCUUGGCGCCACCGACACAAACCGCGAUGUUGGCUCGGCACAGCAAGCUGGGCAGUUGAUGGACUUUGACGAAUCAUUCCUGCCCAAAGUACGUCCUCCACUGGGCCCAGCCGCGGAUUUCGGCCUGAGCUCCGGCCAGGUGAUCAAGAUAUUCGGCUGUAAUCCAGACAACUUCACCAGUAUCCCCAGCCGGCUCGUCGUCCCCGUCCUAAAAGGGCGUCGUGAGAGUGACGGGUCCUUCUGGACCCGUGGCUGGGUCUACAUUGUCGAGCCGCAGGAGUGGGUUCCCGUCGUUAGACACGGCGACUCCGUCACGGUGUCCGAGUUUGCAUCGCCUCGAUCCAAGAUGCGGAGCCUGGGCAUUGCCGAGUCCAAGUUCAACAGUAGCUGUAAAGCCAGCAUAUAUUUCCAGCACGGUGGCUCUUUUUACAGCACGAGAUCCGAUGUUCGGCAAACUGCCAAGCUCGCCUUCGAGUAUAGCGACACAUCCGCGACUGAGGCUCAACUUCGCAGAAAUGGAGUAGCCGACGACACUUUGGUUCAGGAGCUACUUCUCUACCCCAUUCUACGAUGCAAAGGCAUCAAGCGACAGCGCAUCGACUACAUCGUCAACAUGACGCGCAAGAGCCUAGAGUGGGCGGCGAAACCAUCCUAUACCGACGGCCUGGAACGUGUCCGCGUCAAGGCGUCACGUCUGGCGAGACGGAUUGCUAACCUGCAGCUCCACCCUGUACCGGUUUACGGGAGCGAGGGCGAGGAUGAGGCGCGUCUGCUGCCCGUUCCCAAGAUUGGGCAGGACGGCGACAUGCAGGUGAUGACAUUGCUCAGUCGCGCAGAUUGGCCGGACUGGUAUAUUUACGAAGCCCCGUUUGAGGAGUGGACGAAGACAAUCGACCUGGCAGCUCCUCAAAAUGACGUGGCGUGUAUCUACGGAUGGGGAACUUGA